AAAACCGAGCUACUUCUCGAUCGUGGUCCACCGGAAGUAACCAUUCACCAAAGUGGAUACUAAAGGCAACCUGGGACUUUCCCAGGACUUUGAAAGGAUGGUCGGACUCACGGGUGGGGCCCAUCUGUACGCGGCCGGGCUCCCGACGGGGAUGCCGGCAUCGCAGGACGUUGUCCGUGACAUGGGAGGUGCGAUGCCAACGGCAGCCCCGACCAGUGCCGAUGCCUGCCUCAGUAUCGUCCACUCGCUCAUGUGCCACCGUCAGGGGGGCGAAACUGAAAGCUUCUCCAAGCGGGCGAUCGAGUCGCUGGUGAAGAAAUUGAAGGAAAAACGGGACGAACUGGACUCACUGAUCACGGCCAUCACCACCAAUGGCGCACAUCCGAGCAAGUGUGUCACGAUACCGCGUACGCUCGACGGCAGACUGCAGGUCGCUGGUCGCAAAGGAUUCCCGCACGUGAUCUAUUCGCGCAUCUGGCGCUGGCCCGAUCUGCACAAGAACGAAUUGAAGCACAACAAAUUCUGCCAAUACGCGUUCGAUCUCAAGUGCGAUUCGGUGUGCGUCAAUCCGUAUCAUUACGAGCGGGUCGUAUCGCCCGGCAUUGACCUCUCCGGUUUAACGCUGCAAUCGGGACCAAGUCGGUUGAUAAAGGACGAGUACACGCCCGGUGCGGUCGUUGGCGGUGGUGGAAUGGACAUCGAUGGCAACGAGAUUGGAACCAUUCAGCACCAUCCCUCGCUGGUGGCCGGCGGUGCUUACGCCAGUAUGGGCAUGCAUCCACAGGUUACCGGUAGGUUAGAUCCGUUAGGCAUGUACGGUUCUAGUAGUGGCCCUAGGCCAAUACCGAAGCUGGAGUCCUCCGAGCAGCAGGCCCGAAAUAAUGGUCCCAGCAGCUGGAUGAGCGGUGGUGGGCCAUCAUCUGUCGCUGUGGCAAUGGCGUCGGCAGUCGCCUCAGCCAGCAGUCAACAGCAGCAGCAGCAGCAACAACAACAACACAGUCGCCUUUCGUCUUCUUUGCCGCUUUCCUCCGUUAUCGGUGGUCCAGCAGGGCUGUCAAAUAAUGGUUUGCGAGGACCACAAAACUCUCAGCAGCAGCAGCAGCAGCCUCAACAACAGCCACAGCAGCAACCGCAGCCGCAACCUCAGCCCCAACCGUCAUCACAAUCCGGCAGCCAGCUAACGAACGGCGGUGGUAACGGCGGAGGUCUACUUGGGACAUCGGCGCAAUCGGGAGCUCCUGGCGGUGGCCUAGUUGGCGGCGAUACAUCUCAGUACUACACCAGUGCGGCCCCUACCGUAGUGGUCGAUCCGUCGAUGACGAACGAUGCGCAGGCGAUGGGUGGUGGUGCCGGCAUGGCCGGCGGACCGCUGUCUGCCACAUCACCAGUAUCGCCUCAUCUGCAACAGAAUGGCUACGUGUCGGCCAGCAACGGGCAGGCUCCGCAGACCGGUCCCGGCCAGCAACCGACGGUCCAGAACCCGGCAGCACAACAGUAUCAACAGCAGCAGCAGCAGCAACAGCAGCAACAACAACCUACUCAGCAACCGGGAAGUUCGGCAACCUGGUCCGGAUCGAACACCCUCAACUACACCCAAUCGAUACAACCUCCCGGUCCACACCAGCAACAGACGCAACAGCAGCAGCAGUACUGGCCACACAGUUCGGGAGGCACGGCCGGAUCGGUCGUAGGAUCCGGCACUGGUUCCUCGUCGAGCAGCGUCGGCAACACUGGCAGUGGCCAGAUGUCCGAACUACCUGGUCAGCAGCGGUUACUGUCGCGACAACCGGCACCCGAGUACUGGUGCUCGGUUGCAUACUUCGAGCUCGACACGCAGGUGGGGGAAAUGUUCAAAGUGCCCUCGAACCGGCCAAACGUCACGAUCGACGGAUACGUCGAUCCGUCCGGUGGCAACCGGUUCUGUCUCGGUGCCCUCAGCAACGUGCACCGGACGGAGCAGAGUGAAAAGGCAAGGCUGCACAUCGGGAAAGGUGUCCAGCUGGAUCUGCGCGGCGAGGGCGACGUCUGGCUGCAGUGUCUCAGUGAUCACGCAGUAUUCGUACAGAGCUACUACCUCGACCGGGAAGCGGGCCGAACGCCGGGCGAUGCGGUGCACAAAAUCUAUCCCGGAGCGUACAUAAAGGUGUUCGAUCUGCGGCAGUGCCAUCUGCAGAUGCAAUCGCUGGCUAACUGUGCCCAGAAAGCGGCCCACAUACAGGCAGCCGUUGUGUCGGGUGUAUCGUCCGUCGGUGCUCCGAGAAAUCUAUCUGCGGCCGCCGGCAUCGGUGUGGACGAUCUGCGACGACUGUGCAUACUGCGGCUGUCGUUUGUGAAGGGUUGGGGUCCCGACUAUCCACGGCAGUCGAUCAAGGAAACGCCCUGCUGGGUGGAGGUGCAUCUGCACCGUGCCCUCCAGCUGCUCGACGAAGUACUGCACCAAAUGCCCAUCGAUGGUCCCCGGGGAGGCGAGUAAGCAGCAG
This is a messenger RNA of Anopheles cruzii, 2480 nucleotides long. RefSeq names its product mothers against decapentaplegic homolog 4 (gene Med). Gene Ontology annotation, molecular function: DNA-binding transcription factor activity, RNA polymerase II-specific; RNA polymerase II cis-regulatory region sequence-specific DNA binding; I-SMAD binding. The transcript has 9 exons. Bases 98 to 2473 code for a protein of 791 amino acids. The record is from RefSeq and is a predicted model, not a curated record. Gene Ontology annotation, cellular component: heteromeric SMAD protein complex. Gene Ontology annotation, biological process: SMAD protein signal transduction; anatomical structure morphogenesis; cell differentiation. Lineage: Eukaryota; Metazoa; Arthropoda; Insecta; Diptera; Culicidae.